This is a messenger RNA of Lecanosticta acicola, 552 nucleotides long. NCBI's taxonomy places the organism in Eukaryota, Fungi, Ascomycota, Dothideomycetes, Mycosphaerellales, Mycosphaerellaceae. The record is from the annotation of a GenBank genome assembly.
AUGGAUUUCAAAGACCCAAUCGCGAUCAUCUGCGGCAUCACGCUGAUCGCUACGGUCCUAUUCAUGUUUUUCAUGCUGACAUGCAUUUCUCGUCGCUCUGCCCGCGAUGUAUGGAAACAUUACGACGACGAAGCAAUCAAGACUCAACAACAACCCAUAGCAGAGUGGAGAGUCAAUCUGAAGAAGCAGGUGCAGCGAGAAUGGAACUUCUCCCGACCAGAAGCCAUCAAGUCUUCCCAAGCGACUGACGAGAUGGUUGCGCCUUUGAUUCCCGUCGUACCCAAAGCUCCUUCGAGCUUGCCGGCAGCUCUCACUGUAGGUCGCGAUAGCUACGGGCAAGGCCUGAGUGCGCACGAACUGUUCGAAAAUGUGGCAAAUCGGGCAAUGCGUCAAACAAUACCUGAGGAAAUUCAGCCCGUCAAGCAAAGCCGGAAUCCACUGCGCCUGUUGCCGACCUUGUUCUUUGAAGGCCGCAGAUAUGCACACGUACCCUACUUCGCCGGUGACGAUAGCGGUCCUGAUCUGGAAGCGCAACUCGAUGGAUCAUCGUAA